AUGGAGUCGAUACUGGCACGGGCCUUGGAGUAUACUCUCAAGUAUUGGCUCAAAUCAUUCACCAGAGAUCAAUUCAAGCUUCAAGGCCGCACCGCUCAGCUUUCUAAUUUAGAUAUUAAUGGGGAAGCUAUACACGCCAGUAUGGGUUUGCCUCCUGCCCUUAGUGUCACCACUGCCAAAGUUGGAAAAUUGGAGAUCAUGCUUCCGUAUGUCAGUAAUGUGCAAACGGAGCCUAUAGUUGUGCAGAUCGAUAAACUCGAUCUUGUUCUUGAAGAGAAUCCUGAUGCUGAUGUGACAAAGGGUCCAAGCAGUGCUCAGUCUCCUACGGCCUCUGGAAAAAGUAACGGUUAUGGAUUCGCUGACAAGAUUGCAGAUGGAAUGACUUUACAAGUUAAGGUGGUCAAUCUUCUUCUUGAAACUGGUGGUGGUGCUCACCGUGAAGGAGGGGCAGCCUGGGCUGCUCCACUGGCAUCUAUUACUAUACGCAACCUUGUUUUGUACACCACUAAUGAGAAUUGGAAGGUUGUAAAUCUGAAAGAAGCAAGGGACUUCUCUACUAACACAGGAUAUAUUUAUUUGUUUAAGAAACUUGAAUGGGAAGCUUUAUCAAUUGAUCUUCUGCCACAUCCUGAUAUGUUCACUGACGCUAAUUUAGCCCGUUCUGAAGAAUCAAAUCUGAGAGAUGAUGAUGGUGCAAAACGAGUUUUCUUUGGCGGAGAACGCUUUCUAGAUGGAAUUUCUGGCCAAGCACAUAUCACAGUUCAGAGAACAGCACUAAACAGUCCUCUUGGGCUUGAAGUUCAGUUGCACAUUCCAGAAGCUGUUUGUCCAGCGUUAAGUGAACCAGGGUUACGCGCUCUUCUCCGCUUUCUAACUGGAAUGUAUUUAUGCCUAAACCGAGGAGAUGUGGAUCCAAAAUCUCAGCAGUCUGCUGAAGCAGCAGGACGGUCUUUGGUCUCUGUUCUUGUGGACCAUGUGUUUCUUUGCAUUAAAGAUGCCGAAUUCCAACUGGAACUACUGAUGCAAUCACUCCUCUUUUCUCGGGCCUGUGUUUCGGACGGAGAAUCAGCCAACUAUUUGACUAAGAUUUUGAUUGGUGGACUAUUUUUAAGGGAUGCUUUUUCCCGCUCUCCUUGUGCUCUUAUCCAACCAUCUAUGAAAGCUGCUGCCGAAGACCUUGCAGUUCCUGACUUCGCCAAGAACUUUUGCCCUGUCAUAUAUCCAUUGGACAACGGGCCGUGGCAAUUAAUCCAGGAUGUACCCUUGAUCUCCUUACACUCUCUUCAGGUCAAGCCAUCCCCAAAACCCCCACACCUAUUCUCGAAGACGGUUAUCCAGUGCCAACCACUCAUGGUUCAUCUUCAGGAAGAAGCUUGUUUAAGGAUCUCUUCUUUUUUGGCUGAUGGCAUAGUUGUGAACCCCGGUGAUGUUUUGCCAGAUAAUUCCGUUAACUCUCUUCUUUUCACCCUCAAAGAGUUAGAUGUCUCUGUUCCAUUAGACAUGAGUAACUUGGAAGACUCAGCAAUCAAAGAAGAUCUUUCAACAAAAAAGAUCUUCUCUGGAGCAAGGCUGCAUAUUGAAAACUUAUCUUUUGCGGAAUCUCCUACCCUAAAAGUUCGGUUACUAAACCUGGAGAAGGAUCCUGCUUGCUUCUCUCUAUGGCCGGGACAGCCUAUUGACGCCAGCCAAAAGAAAUGGACAGCUGGAGUCUCACAUUUUAGUUUGGCUUUAGAAACAUCUCCCAACUCUACUGAACAUCAGAUCUGUCGUGGUCCGGAAAUGGGUUUAUGGAAUUGUGUUGAAGGAAAAGACGUGUCUAUAGAAGUUGCUAUGGUAUCUGCGGAUGGGAAGCCACUGAUAACUAUUCCUCCUCCUGGUGGUAUUGUUCGCGUAGGAGUCGCUUGUGAGCAGUAUAUGUCGAAUGCUUCAGUGGAGCAGUUAUUUUUUGUGCUGGACCUCUAUUCUUACUUUGGUAAGGUCAGUGAAAAGAUCUCAAUUGUUAAAGAAAGCAAACGACAGAGUACUGUUUCUUUGACUGGAGGGUUGUUGGAGAAGGUUCCUAGCGAUACUGCUGUAAAAUUAGCUUUGAAGGAUCUGCAGCUGAAGUUUCUCGAGUCUUCCUUUACUAGUACUCAGGACAUUCCACUCGUUCAGUUUCUUGGCAAAGAUCUUGUUGUGAAGGUAACUCAUAGAACCCUUGGAGGCGCUAUUGCAGUAUCUUCCAACGUAUACUGGGAAAAUAUUGAGGUAGAUUGUGUAGAUACCGAGGUACAACAAGAACAUGAGAAUAGCUGUAAUGGUCACUUAGUUGGCUGUAAUGGGUCAACUCCAUUAAGGCGUGUCUUUUGGAUUGUCAACGGAAGACAUGAUGGGCAUAGUGGCAGCACUAUUGUGACGCCUUUUCUUGACAUAAGCAUAACCAAUGUGAUUCCCCUCAGUGAAAAGGAUAUGGAGUGCCAUAGUUUAAGUAUCAUGGCUUGUAUUUCAGGCGUGCGUCUAGGAGGAGGAAUGAACUACACUGAAGCUCUUUUACAUAGAUUUGGAAUUCUGAGCCUUGAUGGUGGUCCAGGAGAGGGACUGUCUAGAGGGUUAGAGCAUUUAUCUUCUGGACCGUUGUCAAAACUUUUCAAAGCAUCUAUUGUUGAGGACAGGAAACAAGAUGGAGCUCUAGGAAGUGGGAGCGGAGAUGCUUUCGCACAUUUGGGAACGCCAGAUGAUAUUGAUGUCUCCAUUGAGUUAAGAGACUGGUUGUUUGCUUUGGAGGGCAGAGAAGGUGUGGCAGAAAGGUGGGAGUCUAUCGAGGAUGAAGAUAUUGGAAGGGAAGAAAGGUGUUGGCACACGAAUUUCCGUUCUUUCAGAGUAGUAGCCAAGAGUACACCAAAGCUUGUGGAUCCAAAUGAGACAGAGACCAAGAAUGGUGCUCGCAAAUUUCCCGUAGACUCAAUUAUUGUCAAUGUGGAAGGUCUACAGACACUGAAGCCUCAGAUGCAGAAAGAGACCAAUCCAAAUGGACAUCACGAAAAUGGUCACCUGCCUGGAGGGGUAAACAUUGAAGCUAACAUUGUGGCAUCUGAAGACAAAUCUGGUCAUGAUGACACGUUGAGCUGGGUGGCAGAAAGUCUGAAAUUCUCUGUUAAGCAACCUGUUGAAGCAGUUGUUACGAAGGACGAGCUGCAACAUCUGACAUUCUUGUGCAAAUCUGAAGUUGACUCGAUGGGUAGGAUAGUCGCAGGUGUUCUACGCGUGCUGAAGCUUGAAGAAUCUGUUGGGCAUGGUACUCUAAAUCAACUAAGCAACCUUGGAAGUGAAGGCUUUGACAAGAUGUUCUCCCCAAAAGCAAGUAGAGCAGGCACUCCCAAAAGCUCACCUUUUGGUGCAGCAUCAGAUUCAAUGAAGGAAAUUUCUUCACGUGCAGACCUGGAAUCUACCAUUUCCUCCAUUGAAGAAGCAACAGUGGAGCUAGAGGCCAAGUGUUCAGCUCUAGUUUCUGAUCUCAGCGAUUCAGAGUCUAAAACUUCGGCGAAACACAUCAACGACCUGAAGCAGAAACUCGAGAGCUUGCAGAGCUUGAUGGCUAAACUACGAACCCAAAUCUAAAAGUGAAGCAGAGAAGCUAAUUCUUUUUAUGUAUAUAGCAUAUACAGAGAUGUGAGAAUCACUACUUGAAGCGGGAAAGUUUUGUACUUUAAUUACGUUUUAAUUACGUCCAGAGACUAUAUUUGUGUAUGCAUAUGAGCAAUGCUCUGUUUUUGCAGUUGCCCAAAAGAAACUCUUUAUGAUAAAGUUUUGAGAUUUACCCAAAAAAACUCUGUUUUGUUUGUGUACGUUCUUAUGAUUGAUGUUGA
This is a messenger RNA of Brassica oleracea var. oleracea, 3845 nucleotides long. RefSeq lists its product as uncharacterized. NCBI's taxonomy places the organism in Eukaryota, Viridiplantae, Streptophyta, Magnoliopsida, Brassicales, Brassicaceae. Bases 1 to 3597 code for a protein of 1198 amino acids. The transcript is spliced from 20 exons. The record is from RefSeq and is a predicted model, not a curated record.